Molecule: messenger RNA, 1266 nt
Organism: Apodemus sylvaticus (European woodmouse)
Lineage: Eukaryota; Metazoa; Chordata; Mammalia; Rodentia; Muridae
Product: sodium-dependent glucose transporter 1C
Exons: 4
Coding region: 16-1266 (416 amino acids)
Biological process (GO): transmembrane transport
Source: RefSeq, a predicted model, not a curated record
UUUUAAUUUCAGGGAAUGACUGUUGCCAUUUUGGGACCCACAUUUCCGGACCUGGCAAGAAAUGUAAACCGGAACGUCAGCAGCCUUUCCGAAAUCUUCGUGGGCCGCGCCCUCGGCUACUUUUGCGGCUCUGUGGUUGGCGGGGUGCUCUUCGACUGCAUGAAUCAUUUUCUGCUUUUGGGCAUGUCAAUGCUGACUACCACCAUUGGCCUUUAUCUUAUUCCUCUUUGUAAGACGGCAACAUUGCUAAUUGCCAUGAUGUCUGUGUUUGGUGUCUCGUUUGGCGCUCUGGAUACAGGUGCAAACGUCCUCAUCUUGGAUCUUUGGGGGGACAAAGGAGCCCCCCAUAUGCAGGCCUUGCACUUCAGUUUCGCCUUGGGUGCCUUCCUGGCUCCCCUGCUGGCUAAAUUGGCCUGGGGUACCACAGCAUCCGCCCAGAACCACACCGAGUCCGACUUUGACCCUCUAAUGCUGAACCGAUCCUCCAAAGCCUCCUCAGACUCUGUGUUCGCGGUACCUGAGGACAUGAAUUUGCUGUGGACAUACGCUUCCAUCGGCACCUAUGUCUUAGUCGUUUCUGUCUUUCUGUUUGGUCUGUUUUGUAAGAAACAUUCAAGGCAGAAAAAGUCCUCAGCAUCUGCUCAGGGAGCUCGAAGGGCUAAAUAUCACAGGGCCCUGCUCUGCCUCCUCUUCCUGUUCUUCUUCUUCUAUGUGGGAGCUGAGGUGACCUACGGCUCUUACGUGUUCUCCUUCGCCACCACCCACGUUGGCAUGGAAGAGAGCGAGGCAGCUGGCUUGAACUCCAUCUUCUGGGGAACCUUUGCAGCCUGCAGGGGCCUGGCCAUCAUCUUUGCAACAUUCCUACAGCCUGGAACCAUGAUUGUGCUGAGCAACAUUGGCAGCCUGGUCGCAACUUUCUUUCUGGUUCUUUUUGACAAGAGCCCUCUCUGUCUCUGGAUAGCGACUUCCGUGUAUGGAGCCUCAAUGGCGACCACGUUUCCCAGCGGCAUCUCCUGGAUUGAGCAGUACACCACCUUAACUGGGAAAUCUGCAGCAUUCGUUGUAGUUGGUGGUACUGUGGGAGAAAUGGCCAUUCCUGCAGUGAUCGGAAUUCUUCAGCAACACUACCCAGAUCUGCCAGUAGUUCUGUACACAUGUCUGGGCUCAGCCAUAUUCACGGCUGUUUUAUUUCCUGUGAUGUAUAAAUUAGCCACCUUACACCUAGAGAGGAGAGAGCGGGAGGGAAAGCAAGGGAGUUGCUGCUGA